Perca fluviatilis (European perch) is the source of this 2051-nucleotide messenger RNA. RefSeq names its product synapse differentiation-inducing gene protein 1-like. The transcript is spliced from 7 exons. Bases 357 to 1664 code for a protein of 435 amino acids. Gene Ontology annotation, cellular component: intracellular membrane-bounded organelle; synaptic vesicle membrane; excitatory synapse. Lineage: Eukaryota; Metazoa; Chordata; Actinopteri; Perciformes; Percidae. Gene Ontology annotation, biological process: synaptic vesicle clustering; positive regulation of synapse assembly. The record is from RefSeq and is a predicted model, not a curated record.
CUCUCUCUCUCUGUCUCUCUCUCCUCCUCCUCUUCAUCUCUUCUCUGCAGGAGAACCAUCCAUCCUCCGGUCAGACGGACACCUGCCUCUCCUCUCUGCCUCUUUUCUCUCUCUCGCCUCAUUCUUUCUCGGAGCACCGGACCAUCCGCCACACAGGGGCUCUCUCGGCUACCCUACCCCGCUCAGAGUGCACGGAGGGCGGCCAGCGGACGAAGUAGCGGUCGGUGUGAAGCCUGGAUGUAUUGAUUGGAUGUAUGGACGCAGUAUCACCUUGGGAGUUUCUCAGGAGAGUUCAUGCUGCGAUGUCUCACCUCUGACCUCUGACCUUUCUGAGAGACGCCUCUGAGGAGGGAGGGAUGGAGGGAGGAGAAGAAUCGGAAGCUUCCUCCAAACCGGGGAGAGACUCGCCGAGGGAAAGAGGAGAAACCUGCAGACAAAAUGGCGUCAUCAACACCCAGCGGCUGUCGGUUUACUCCACGCCGCAGUAUCCGGGUCUGGAUACGAGGGGGGGAGGAAGAGGAGAAAGCAUCCUGGACAGAGGAGGAAGUAGGGCUCCCCCUCAGAUCCUGAACCCCGGCGCUCUCCACCCCCACCAGAUGGCGCCCGGCAUCCUGAGGUACCCUGACGGCGUGCUGCGGUACCCGGAGAGCGUGCUGCGGGCGUGGGGGGAGGCCGGCGGCGGCGGGGGCGACUGCUGCGAGACGACGUUCAUCGAGGGGCUCGGCCCCGACGCCAGGGAGGAGCUGCUCUUUGACGAGAAGUUUCGGGACUUUUCCGGCGAGGACGCAAAGAUUCCCACGCUGUCGUACGACAUCGACGACGACGGAGAGUUCCAGGAGCUCGAGAGGAAACGAAUGACUUCCGGUCGUUUCGAAGCCGAAUCGACUGAUUUCAUGCUGAUGGGGAAGGCCGCGCCACGGCGCACCACUCUCCUACCCCGCGCCUACCGCCCGCGCCCGCGCUACCGCACGCGCCACACCUACCACCACCGCUACCACUCUCACUCCACCCCCCCCUACCUCGACCCCCACUACGUGCGCCGCCACGCGGCAAGUUGCACUGCCGCCGCGCGCACCGCGCUACCUACCGUGCUACACUCCCUACCGCACCACUACGCUACCACUACCCGCUACACGCAGCGCCCCUCGCCCUCACGCCGCUACCCCCGCUCACCCUCCGCCCCCCCACCACCGCUACGUUGCGCUACGCGCGCCGCGCGCAAACCUACGCUCCAGACUGUCGCGCCUGCGCGCCACUACCCCCCCCCGCUACGCCCGCGCCACGUUUCCCCGCUCCUAAGCCGUAGGCGGCGCGCAUACCGCUACUGCUGGCUGUGCCGCACUGCUGCUGCUGUUGUACGGCGCGCGCCGCCAAGCAUGCGCUACCCCAUGAGUGAGGAUGCCUUCCUGUUGAUGCCUCCCAGCGAUCACCUGGGCCUCAGUGUCUUCUCCAUGCUCUGCUGCUUCUGGCCGCUCGGCAUCGCAGCCUUCUACCUGUCGCACGAGACCAAUAAGGCGUCGUCUAAGGGAGACUUCCACGCGGCGAGCUCCAGUUCUCGGCGAGCUCUCUUCCUGGCCGUGCUGUCCAUCACCAUCGGGACGGGCAUCUACGUGGGCGUGGCUGUGGCGCUGAUCGCCUACUUCUCCAAGAACCACCGCUGGUGAACCACAAAUUACCCAUCAGGCACCUGGGCUGGGUCUCAGGCGAGCGUUUUCCUCGGGCCGGGUUGGACCACUUCCUGUCUGCGGCGGGCGUUUAACUCCAGAAACAUAGCGGGAUGUUUGAUGUUUCCACGCGGGGAACGUCACGCAGUUUGUCAGGAGAGUCUGGAGUUUUUCAGGACUUUAAACCAAUCAGAUCGCACGGAUCUGUGCGAGGAGUUUUAAUGAACAUUUCCAGCGUGAUUGUUUUUAUUCAAAUUCAAAUCAUGAAUUUAACUUUCUCUUUUACACUUUCAUUUGUUUUGUUGUGUGUGUGUGUGUGUGUCUGUGUGUGUGUGUAUGUGUGUCUCUGUGUGUGUGUGUGUGUGUGUGUGUGUGUGUGUGUGUGUG